AUGGCCUCUCCGAUUAGCUGCCUAUCAAUCUUGGUAAUCCCUCUACUAGUCGCAUCUCUUUUCUUCCAAGUUUGGUCGGUUGAUGAAGCCUUCUUGGAAAAUAUUUGCCAGAAGACUGCGGACUAUGAGUUUUGCCAAUCAACUUUACGUUCAGACCCACGUACUUUCACAGCUAAUACAGAUUUUCUUGUUCUCGUUUCUAUCUCUAUAACAUCUAAGCAUGUACAAAAUACCAUUGAUCAAAUCGCAAAUAUUCUUAAAAGUCUGACAGACCCAUUGGAUAAGACUCGAAUCCAGAAUUGCCAAGCCGAUUAUAAUGAAAUAGAAGUGAAAUUGAAUGCUGCAUACUCGUCUUCAGAUGCAAAGUCUUAUCAGGAAGCGCUAAAUUUACUUACAGAUGCACUGAAUAAACGUGUAGAAUGUGAUGAUGAAUACAGAUUGACCCCCCCAAUACGUGAUUCACCACUACUCAGUGCUUCUACCGCACUGCAGAAGCAAAUCGGUAUUACUUGGGUAAUCAUUGAGGAGAUUAUCUGA
Quercus robur (English oak) is the source of this 537-nucleotide messenger RNA. Its product is annotated as pectinesterase inhibitor 5-like. Gene Ontology annotation, molecular function: pectinesterase inhibitor activity. The transcript has a single exon. The coding region runs from base 1 to 537 and encodes 178 amino acids. Lineage: Eukaryota; Viridiplantae; Streptophyta; Magnoliopsida; Fagales; Fagaceae. The record is from RefSeq and is a predicted model, not a curated record. Gene Ontology annotation, biological process: negative regulation of catalytic activity.